ACGCAGCUCGCACGCAUUCCACGUACUACGUAGUAGCUGAGCAGGAUGACGCACUGAAGAGAUUCUGUCAAAGAAAACACCGUUUAACGACUAAUAACCCGAGUUACAUCCUGAGAGGACGAACAUUAACCGUUUAUCUGCAGCAGCAGCUCUGAGAACAGAGACAGACCCUCACACAGGUGCAGACACAGAGACAGGAGCAGAUGAAAGUAGAAAUGCCUGAAAAACAUGUCUCACAAAGAAGAUAAUGAAGGGAAAGGGAGCUCUCACCGCACCGAAUUGUACACCAGCAUCCCUCCAACAUGUCUGCCCAUUGUGUACCACCCCGACUACAACAUCACCUUCAUGGGCCUUGAAAAGCUCCAUCCAUUUGAUGCAGGGAAGUGGGGGAAAGUCAUUCACUUCUUGAAAGAGGAGCAGUUCAUCACUGAUGGGAACAUCGUGGAAGCCCGUGAAGCUACUGAAGAGGAUCUGCUGGUGGUUCACCCCAAACGCUACCUCAACAGAUUAAAGUGGUCUCUGGUGGUGGCGACCAUCACAGAAAUCCCGCCUCUCAUGUUUCUGCCUAAUUUCCUGGUGCAGCGGAAAGUGUUGAGGCCUUUGCGGACACAGACUGGAGGAACAAUAAUGGCAGCAAAACUGGCUGUUGACCGAGGAUGGGCUGUAAAUGUAGGAGGAGGCUUCCACCACUGCUCCAGCGACAAGGGAGGGGGCUUCUGUACCUACGCCGACAUCACUCUGGCCAUCAAGUUUCUGUUCGAGAGAGUGGAAGGCAUCUCCAGGGCAACCAUCAUCGAUCUGGAUGCUCAUCAGGGAAACGGACACGAGCGCGAUUUCUUGGACGACAAGCGAGUGUACAUCAUGGACGUGUAUAAUCGCUACAUAUAUCCCGGGGACGGAUUUGCCAAAAGAGCCAUAAAGAGGAAGGUGGAGCUGGACUGGGGCACGGAGGACUCGGAGUACCUUCAGAAAGUAGAGCUCCACUCUGAGGGAGCGCUGAACGAAGCCCGACCUGACAUCAUCGUCUACAACGCGGGGACGGACAUCUUGGAUGGCGACCCUCUCGGAGGACUCUCCAUCUCACCGCAGGGCAUUGUAAAGAGAGAUGAGAUUGUGUUCAGGGCCGCGAGGCGACGGGGCGUCCCCAUACUCAUGGUGACUUCGGGGGGAUACCAGAAGAAAACCGCCCGCAUCAUCGCCGACUCCAUCCUCAACCUGCACCGGCAGGGCCUGAUCGGAGCGGAGGCUCUGGAGGGGGAGGGAUCAUCACCGCUGGUGACCGGCAUGAUGUGCAGCAGCUCCGGAUCUGUUGGAUCAACAUUCACCGCUGUCUGAGCCGCAUUAAUCCUGACGUUAACACUGUCUGCUCUGCAGCUGUGACAUUUAAAGGCACUGAAGUAACUUUAUAUUUAUUUGACAUUUAUGACCGGGGGGGGGCGGAGGGGGAGGGGGGAUUAUCCAGUGCUUGUUUGCACAUAUAUAACAGCUUUCGCUUUGGUAUUUUUAUUUACAUUUUUAAUGUAAAAGUUGUCAGUUAUUCAAAGGGAAUAAGUCAUACUGAAACAAUAACACUCCCCUCAAGUUCUCAUAAAAAGACGUGUUUAAAUCUUCAUCAGUAGGAGAAUGAUGGGUUUUAUGUUAAAUGUUCGGGCAGCGUUUUAGAGACGUAUUCUUUCAUCUCAGGAAAUGUAAUAUUGUCAUUAGUCAAAGAUACGAUACAUUACUAGUCCAUGAAAUUGUAAAGAGGUUUUGAUGUUCUUAUAUUAAUUAAUCCUGCAUCUCAGUUCUAACGGUUGUGAGAGGUGAAACACGAGAUAAUUGAAAACUAUAACUGUCAAACAUAAUCUAAUGGUGAUGUUUAACCUCCGUUCAGAAGAUGAUGUCUUCUUCAUUCCUCAUUAGCAUUUUGUUUUAUUACUUCUACUAUAAAUUGGUGUUUUUUUCCGUCUAGAUAAUAUUGUAAUCAUUAUAGCGUUAGCGGUGGUUCAUUAAUCAAGUUCAGCCAUUGAUGAGUUUUUGUACUUAAUGCCUUUAAAUGCACUCGGUUAAUGUUUACAGGGAGCCCAAUAGGAUUUUAUCGUUUUGUCUCUUUUAAACGUGACAAAUUUAAACACUUUGAGCACUUUAACUGGUUAAAAAUAACAUUCCCACACUUCUACAAAUCAAUAUUGUUGUUUCAGUGUGUUCCUGUCGUCUCCAGAUCAAAAUCCCAAAACUGAAAAGUGUUCAGUGAUUAAUGAGCCGGCCUGUUCAGAGGAGAUUUCAGGGGUUUUACUACUGAUUGGUUGUCUGUAGUCAGACAUACAGAACUCUCCUAAUGAUGUUUACACAUGUUACUGUGUACACGGAGACAAAAUAGAUCUCUGGAUCAAUAUGAUCAAUGCAACAGCUGGAACAAUAUCACACUAAAGACUCUCCAUCACACACAGACAGAAUACUCACUGAGCUCUGUACAGUUUGUUUGUGUGUUAUGUUAACUAACUAAGCCUUUUUAGUUUGAAGUUCUACCUAAAACAUUUGAAAAGUC
This is a messenger RNA of Sebastes umbrosus (honeycomb rockfish), 2527 nucleotides long. RefSeq names its product histone deacetylase 11 (gene hdac11). NCBI's taxonomy places the organism in Eukaryota, Metazoa, Chordata, Actinopteri, Perciformes, Sebastidae. The transcript has 11 exons. The coding region runs from base 229 to 1335 and encodes 368 amino acids. Gene Ontology annotation, molecular function: histone deacetylase activity. The record is from RefSeq and is a predicted model, not a curated record.